AUAAAAUAGAGUUUGGAACCAAGAAUAAAACGAAGGAAUAGUCAAAUUAUCAACUAGGAAUGAGGAAUAAAACGAAGAAUACCUUCAAGAUUUUAAUAUAAAAAAUGCGAGGAAUUAAGUUUGCCCACCACAUGUUUGAUUGGAUUCCGCAAAGGAUUGGUAAAAGUAGAUAUGGAAGCAUGACUUACAAGGAUUGCGAAAGUCCACGUUUUAUAGAAUCCACACUUGCUUUGGUUGCAUUUGCUUUUGUUUAUGUGCCUUUGCAUUGACCCUUUGAGUGGUUUCAAUGCAACUGCUGCAAAGGCUAAUGUGGGAAUCAUUCUUGAUCUCGACGGAACUGUGGGAAAGAUAUGCUAGUCCUCUAAGGCAAUCGAAGAUUUCUACUCCAACCGCGAUUACAACACCAUGAUCGAGCCUCAUUUCAGAGAUUCGAGGAGUGAUGUUGUUACUGCAGCUUCUGCAGCUAUAGAUUUGUUAAAGAAUACUCAAGUGAUGGCGAUAAUCGGGCCACAAAGAUCCAUUCAAGCAGAUUUUGUGAUAGAUAUUGGUGACAAGGUGGAAGUUCCAAUAAUAUCUACAGCAACGAGCCCGUCUGUAUCCCUGAAAAACUCAUCGUACUUCAUCAGAUCAGCAUGGUCUUCCUCUUCUCAGGUCAAACCAAUUGCAGCAAUUGUGAAGAAAUUCGGAUGGAGGGAGGUUAUUUUUGCGUACGAGGAUUCAACCUAUGGAAGCGGAUUAGUGCCGUAUUUGACUGUGGAUCUGCUAAAGAGCAAUGCUGUGAUCUCACAGCAAAGUGUUAUUUCUUCUGAUGCCAAGGAGGAUCAAAUCCGACAGGAGCUCGGCAAGCUGAUGAAGAUGAGGACGAGGGUGUCCGUGGUUCAUAUGCUGCCAGGCCUUGCAUCCCGUUUCUUCAAGAUGGCGAAAGAGGCAGGGAUGAUGGGCAAGGGGUAUGCUUGGCUAAUAGCUGACGUGCUAACGAGUCUCUUGGAUUCUAUGGAUCCACAGACUAUGGAGACGAUGCAAGGUGUAAUAGGUGUGAAGGCUUACGUUCCAAAAUCCGGUCAGCUUAAUAACUUUGAAAAGAGAUGGAGAAAGAGGUUUCAUAUGGCGAAUCCAGAGAUGGACAGAACAGAACUCAAUAUUUUUGGUCUGUGGUCUUAUGACAGCAUCACAGUUUUGGCAGAGGCAAUCGAACGAGCUGGUGUGACAUCCCCGCAGUUCAAUAGAUCGGUUGAUGGAGCAAAUUUGACAGAUUUGGGAGCAAUAGGAACAUCAUUGGCCGGACCAUCACUUGUUGGUUGGAUCAGAAACCACACGUCAAGAGGGCUGAGUGGUGCUUUUAACAUAAAUAACGGCCAACUGCAGCCAUCUGCAUUUAGGAUAGUUAAUGUGAAUGGCGGGAAAGAAACCUCAGUUGGAUUCUGGAGUGAACAAUGUGGUAUCUCAAGGGAGCUUAAGCCAGCUGGUCAUCAAGAUAAUUGCUCAUCCAAAACAGAAAAUCUCGACCCCAUUGUAUGUCCAGGGAAAGAAAGUAAAGUGCCUAAAGGGUGGGAAAUUCCUGUGAGUGGGGAAAAGUUUAGAGUUGGAGUUCCAGCCAAAGCCGGUUCCAAUGAAUUAAUUGAAGUUAAAAACAAUGAAGAAACAGGUGCUGUUGAACAAAAGGUUUUUCCAUUGAUGUUUUUGAGAAGGUUUGGGAAAAAAUUCCAUAUAAUGUCCCAAUCGAAUAUGUUUCAUUUGAAGCAGAAGAAGAUGAAGGUUAUGAUGAACUUAUUCUAAAAUUAGCCGAAAAGGAUCUUGAUGUCUUCGUGGCAGACAUAACGGUCACAGCUAGCAGAUCCAAGUACUUAGAUUUAACGUUCCCUUACACAGAAUCGGGAGUUGGCAUUGUUGUUCCUAUCAAGCCUAACGGGAGGAUGAAUGCUUGGAUAUUUAUGAAACCUCUAACAACCGGCCUCUGGCUAACCAUUAGCGCGUUCUUUGUCUACACUGGAUUUGUCAUUUGGGUUCUUGAGCAUCACGUAAAUAAAGCAUUCCGGGGUCCACCUAACCAGCAAGUUGGGAUGAUAUUCUGGUUCUCAUUCUCAACGCUUGUUUUCGCACAAAGGGAGAAAGUGAGGAGCAACUUGACAAGAUUUGUGGUGAUUGUAUGGGUGUUCGUGGUGCUGGUUUUGACGUCAAGCUACACUGCAAACUUGACGUCCAUGCUAACCGUAGACCAACUGCAGCCUAAAAUCAACGACAUUGAUGACCUGAUAAUGAAUGGUGUUAGGAUUCGCACACACAAGGCUUUCACACACUCAAUAAGAUCACACACACACUCACUGUUGUAUGAGAUCACACAAUGCAGAAAACACACACACUCACACUUUGAGUAUUG
Salvia splendens (bonfire salvia) is the source of this 2377-nucleotide messenger RNA. RefSeq names its product glutamate receptor 2.7-like. Lineage: Eukaryota; Viridiplantae; Streptophyta; Magnoliopsida; Lamiales; Lamiaceae. The record is from RefSeq and is a predicted model, not a curated record. The transcript is spliced from 6 exons. The coding region runs from base 406 to 1776 and encodes 456 amino acids.